Osmerus eperlanus (European smelt) is the source of this 4362-nucleotide messenger RNA. It is a transcript of the gene slc40a1, whose product is annotated as solute carrier family 40 member 1. The transcript has 8 exons. The coding region runs from base 269 to 1975 and encodes 568 amino acids. Gene Ontology annotation, cellular component: basolateral plasma membrane. The record is from RefSeq and is a predicted model, not a curated record. Lineage: Eukaryota; Metazoa; Chordata; Actinopteri; Osmeriformes; Osmeridae. Gene Ontology annotation, molecular function: iron ion transmembrane transporter activity; peptide hormone binding. Gene Ontology annotation, biological process: iron ion transmembrane transport.
GAAGGGAUCGUAAACAAGCGCGCUAGGGUAGGGGUGAGAGAGCAGAAGCGGCUAACCGUAUUUUGUAGUUACGUUUUUACUUACAAGUGUUUGUGGAUAAAAUAUAUCUUUCCAACUUCAGCUACAGUGAUAGCUACGUUUGGAAAGGAGAACAGGGCAGAUAGUGUGGGUUUACCGUCGAUAGCCAAAUAGUAUGCACAAAGGUAUCCAGCGCCAAUAAUAUCUACAAUAGAACGCGUAUUUACCCAAUUAACUUGUCAAUACUAUAAUGGAUAAUUCUGGAACUAAACAACGUUGUUGCGAAUCUAUGAAAGAUUUUUUUACAUCAGCUAAGUUUCUUAUCUAUCUGGGACAUGCCUUAUCAACUUGGGGUGAUCGAAUGUGGAACUUUGCUGUGGCAGUCUUCCUUGUGGAGCUGUAUGGCAACAGCCUUCUUCUCACAGCCGUGUACGGACUGGUAGUUGCGGGGUCAGUGCUUUUACUAGGGGCCAUUAUCGGCGAUUGGGUGGACAAAAGUCCUAGACUCAAAGUGGCUCAGACUUCACUGAUUGUCCAGAAUUGUGCUGUCAUACUGUGUGGAAUCCUGUUGAUGGUGGUUUUCCAGUUUAAAGAACAGUUGGCAGAGAUUUACAAUGGAUGGGUUCUGACAUCGUGCUACAUACUAGUCAUCACCAUCGCCAACAUUUCUAACUUAGCCAGCACUGCUACCUCCAUUACCAUCCAGAGAGACUGGGUUGUUGUUGUGGCUGGACAGGAUAGCAGCAAACUUGCAGAUAUGAACGCAACAGUCCGGAUUAUUGAUCAGAUGACCAACAUCCUGGCACCUAUGUUAGUAGGACAAAUUAUGGCUUUUGGUUCUCAUUUCAUUGGCUGUGGAUUCAUUUCGGGCUGGAACUUGUGUUCAAUGUGUCUGGAGUACUGCCUGUUGUGGAAAGUAUAUCAGAAAACCCCUGCACUGGCUGUGAAAGCUAUCAAAAAACAAGAGGACCUGGAGCUUAAAUACCUCAACACUCAGAAAGAUUUGGAAAAUGGCCAGAGCCCUGUUGAGUCCUCGCAGCUCAUGAAUGAGACUGUGCUGGACAAAAAAAAACACCCUAUGAAAGUUAGCUGUUGCUACCAGAUGAUGGAACCCAUACGCACCUUUAAAGCAGGCUGGGUCGCCUACUACAACCAGUCCAUCUUCUUUGCUGGCAUGUCCCUCUCCUUUCUUUACAUGACUGUCCUAGGCUUUGACUGUAUCACAACUGGCUAUGCAUAUACACAGGGUCUUAAUGGCUCAGUGCUCAGCCUGCUAAUGGGUGCUUCGGCUGUGUCUGGGAUCUGUGGUACGGUAGCCUUUACCUGGGUACGCAAGAAGAUUGGUUUGAUUCGUACAGGUUUCAUCUCGGGUAUGGCCCAGCUCUCCUGCCUCAUUCUGUGUGUGGCAUCUGUCUUUACACCUGGCAGCUCUUUCGACCUCAGUAUCUCACCCUUCCAGGACAUCUAUAGUCGCCUGAUAGGGGACAGUGGCCCCUUGCCAAACGCUGAUGACAGUCUGACGAGUACUCUGUAUGGAACUGAGCUGUUUCUUAACAGCUCCACUGUCCAACCUGAGCUGCCACCUUUGCAGCCCUACCUGUCAGUCAGCCUGCUGUUUGCAGGAGUCAUUGCUGCUAGAGCAGGUCUAUGGUCCUUUGACUUGACUGUGACCCAGCUCAUCCAAGAAAAUGUGAUUGAGUCAGAGAGGGGAGUCAUCAACGGCGUUCAGAACUCCAUGAACUACCUCCUGGACCUGUUGCACUUCAUCAUGGUGAUUUUGGCACCUAAUCCAGAGGCUUUUGGGCUGCUGGUCAUUAUCUCAGUGUCUUUUGUCGCCAUGGGCCACAUAAUGUAUUUCAGGUUUGCCUUCAACAGUCUUAGGAGUCGGCUCUUCCUCUGCUGCUCACCAGAGCAGAAGUCGGAGGCAGACCCACCCUCACUUCCUACCACUGUGUAAUACCCCUCUUAACCCAUUUCUCUGUAGUCUUGAAAACUUCUAGAUAUUUUCUAAACAUCCAUGUUUCUACCUGCGGUAACCCUAGAUAAUGCUAUUGUGCCUCUGUAUCUAACACUGCUAUAUGCUGCACAUAGCCAUUAAAUGGCAUCAUUCAAUUUCAAAGGUGUAGUGUGGCAGCAGGUGAUAAGGAACACCUUGAGAAGAUCCUAGCUGCAUAAGACAAAUCAAACAUUUCCAGUAUUGUUUAUUGCAGCUCAUCAACAGGGGUUGCACUACUCGCGAUAGCCUCAUGUUAACACUUCAAACAUUGACUUCAGAAAUGUAUUUGGAUGUUCUUGUUUGAAGAGGAACAUGUUUAACAUUUGCAUAACCCAAGCCAGGCAUUGCGUCUCGUAAAUAAGUGGGGUAGAAGGGCAUGCAAAAUAUUUAUUUAGCUGCACAUCCGUAUUGUUAUACUGUAUCUUCUGCUUGAUCUCUCAGCCAUUGUGGUGCUAGCAAUUGUUUUUAAGCAAACUGGAAAAAAAUAUAUAAUCACAUCAAUGAUGCUCUGUAACCAAAACUGUUUUGCAUCUAAAGCUUAAAGGAAGUGAGGGAAAACCUGUUGUUUUCUUUUCAUAUAACAUUCAACAAAUUGUUUUGAUUUGAGGUGACAAUGAUGAUACUUACAUUUACUAACACUUUUGUAGAGAAACCAGUACAACUAAAUAUAGCCUUCCUGAGUUUGUACUUCACUGUUCCUUUAAAAUUGUAUUUUGAUACUAUUAGUUGUCAUUUGAUUCUAAUGUUUAGUUAUGGUGUAAACUAACCAAAAUCAGACAGGUGACAAUAUUGAAUGAGAAUUAACCAACAAAGCAGGUGACAAAAGUGUACGACUUAAAAAUUAGUUCUCCAUUUUUGCCAUUUCAAGUUGAGUAACAGCAUCACUUAACAUUGAAUAACUCUUUUUUUUAGGCCAUUACAAUUUUUCUAAUUUAGGAUAUUGAGUUGAGACAACAUGCAAGAGAGACAGUUUAAUAAUGAGAACUGUCAGUUCUGAUUAUAGAUUUUUGAUGUUCGAUUUCUUAUAGUUGCAGGGAACUGUACUAUCUUACGACCCAUAACAAAUACAUAGCCACCAUACUGUUUUUAAGCAUCAUUAUUGCCUGCUCUGGCUUGUCACUCGUUUCAUCCGUCAUCUGUUUGGUAAGGUUAGGCCAAGGAAAAAUAUAUAUAUUUUGAUUAUCACACAGGCACUUUACGUGAUGGAAGUUUGUUAAUAAACAAAGAUACUUUGUCACCUUAAGGAAUCACUUCAGUUAUUUGCACAGGCUGAAAUCCUGCCCUUCCCAAGAAAAAUCCCCCCGGCUGAAGCUCUCAGGAACUGGUAGGCCCAUGGUACAACAUCGUAAUUUUCUAUCCUCUACCAGACUCAGCACAUUCCUGAGACCAAACAUAGCUACAUUCCUGUGCGUGACAUUUAACAUCUGUUCAAGUUUACUUCAGACUUGAAAUGUUAUACAGAGAAUAAAAUACCACAUUUAUAAAUGUCAUAGUUGACAACUUAUUGUGCCUCUUGAACAAUUCCAACACAAUUAUUUGUUUAAUUGUAAUCCUGGUUUGAAAGGUGCACGUCUUCAAAAACAAGUGAACGAUGCUUACCUCCAGUUCAAAACCAUAGCAGACCUGAGCCACAGAGGUGGUUGGUUGUAAAAAAAGAGAAAUUGAAUGAGUUUAAAGAUGAGAAGUUACACGACAGGAUGCAAACAGUAAGACAAUUAUUUUACUUAAAGUGAACUGUUGAGUCAUACACACUUUCAGGUUUGUCAGGUUCAGAUGGCUUUCUGAAAAGAAAGCCAUAAAGAGGUCAAUGUUUAUGCUAAGCAUGGGUUGAACUGUUAUUGCUAUAACAUAAGCACAUAAUUCAUUUGGUAGGAUUGUACAUUCAGGAAUCUUAAAGGUUCUCAUCCCAAUAUCAAUAUGUCAAUUGAGAAAAACUUGACACACUAAAUUUAUUGUAUGAAAUGUGUAUAAAAUAAUUUCUUUGUAUGCUAUUCUUGGAUCAUACUGUCUUUAUUUCUGAUGCUGGAAACCUAUUUACAUCUAAAUGUUUUUAUUGACUGUGUUUUUUCUAAUUUAGAAUUCUGUUUGUAAAAUGGUUCUCUGCCUCCUGUGCGAAGAGCAAUGGUUUUGCUGAAAACCAGAACUCAAGUACAAAGUAUCUUGCAAGUAUACAAAGCAGGCACAUAAUGGCUUUUUCCUUUCCAUAGUUUUAUUUUUAUGAAUUAUGUAAUCUAUUUCCAAUAACCAAAAGUUAAAUGGUGUAUCAUGACACUGGUUUGAGAUAAACAAACUUAAGACUUGUAUCACUUCUCAAAUAAAUACAUUUGAUCUCUCCUUUAUUAACAUAA